Messenger RNA from Siniperca chuatsi (mandarin fish), 1824 nucleotides. It is a transcript of the gene rab2a, whose product is annotated as RAB2A, member RAS oncogene family. Gene Ontology annotation, molecular function: GTPase activity; GTP binding. Gene Ontology annotation, cellular component: Golgi apparatus. The transcript is spliced from 8 exons. The record is from RefSeq and is a predicted model, not a curated record. Lineage: Eukaryota; Metazoa; Chordata; Actinopteri; Centrarchiformes; Sinipercidae. The coding region runs from base 182 to 820 and encodes 212 amino acids.
GUAGCGUGGCGAGGGCGGACCGUGUGACGUAGAGCUGAGGCUCUGGCUGUUUAUUGUUCCUUCCUCAGCGCCGACAGAGAAAAACAGGCUAACAAGCUGUCAGAUACCUUUUUCACACGGUUCACGGUUGGUUUAACGAAGGUGUAACGGUCGAGACAGCUGACUCCACAAACCAGGGGCCAUGGCGUAUGCGUACCUCUUCAAAUACAUCAUCAUCGGAGACACGGGUGUGGGGAAGUCAUGUCUAUUACUACAGUUCACAGACAAGAGGUUUCAGCCAGUUCACGACCUCACUAUCGGUGUGGAGUUCGGAGCGAGAAUGAUCACUAUAGAUGGCAAACAGAUCAAACUGCAGAUCUGGGAUACGGCUGGUCAGGAGUCGUUCCGGUCCAUCACCAGGUCUUACUACAGAGGAGCAGCAGGAGCACUGCUAGUCUAUGACAUCACAAGAAGGGACACCUUCAACCACUUGACGACCUGGUUAGAGGACGCUCGCCAACAUUCCAACUCCAAUAUGGUCAUCAUGCUCAUUGGCAACAAGAGUGACCUGGAGUCAAGGAGAGAGGUGAAGAAAGAGGAAGGUGAAGCAUUUGCCAGAGAACAUGGCCUCAUAUUCAUGGAGACCUCAGCCAAGACUGCCUCUAAUGUAGAGGAGGCUUUCAUCAACACAGCCAAGGAGAUCUAUGAGAAGAUCCAGGAGGGAGUGUUUGAUAUCAACAAUGAGGCUAAUGGUAUUAAGAUUGGACCCCAGCAUCCUACCACCAACUCCACACUGUCCGGUAGCCAGGGAGGCCAACAGGCUGGAGGGGGCUGCUGCUGAAGCCCCAGAAGACUCCUCCUCCUCCUCCAACCCCGACCCUUCCUCCUCGCCCUCUCCAACCCUCCCUUGCGUUUCUACAGAACUGUCCAGGCUCACUAACAGUUUAACCUCUCUCUCACUCGGCCGCUCCAUUCUUUCUUUCUUCCAUCCAUCCAUCCCUCCCUCUCUCUCUGUGUCUUUUUCUCUCUCUCUUUCAGCCAUGUCUUUCCUAAGUCUCUUGACCAUACCUAAGCAUCUAGGGGCGAUGUCCCCAUAAAUCAACGUGACUUCCUACAGUCUUACGAGGACAGAGUCAGCUUCACCUGCUGAUUUAGUCACCAAAUUCUGAAGUUUUGCACUUCACUUUAUUUUUUGUUAGAUAAACAGAUUUUAAUCUUUUUUUUUUUUUUUUUAAAAAAAACACCCAUAUUGGAAUGUGAAUAAUUCUAUUCCAGCAGUUUAAUUUACACACUCCUCUUAAUGAGGAUGUUGUUGGGAUAUUACAGUACCUCACAAUCAUUAAAAAAACAACAACUAUAUCUUCAGUAACAGUGAGUUGACUUUGUCCAGAUAGAGACAGGAUUGUGGGUAGCGAUUAAACACACUGACUGUAUGGAAUAAAUCAUGCACUGUGUUGUGUCUAUACACACAUCUGUACAUGUUUUCAAGAAAAUGACGCAGCAUGUUGAUAGCAGGACAUGUUUCUACAUGUUGAGCCAGUUUUCAUGCUGUGCCUGUGUGUAUAGGGAUGAUAUAGGUUUUCCAGUAUGGCAUUUUUUGUAAGCUGUGGGAGGCAUUCGAGUCACUCUGUAUUUUCUGUCCAUAAAAACAAAGUGCAAAUUAUGUUAUUUUGUGCUUCCUUUCCCUAUUUUUCGUCAUGUUAUUUUGUUCUCUCUGUCUUUGUGUCCUUUUUGUUGACUUGCAAAUGAUUUGUAUUUAAUGAACACUACAAACUGGCUGUUGCUUAAAAUGUGUUUUAAAUUGUCUGGAGAGAGAAUAAAAGACCAAACUGGUGAGUGUGAAAA